This is a messenger RNA of Heterotrigona itama, 1071 nucleotides long. NCBI's taxonomy places the organism in Eukaryota, Metazoa, Arthropoda, Insecta, Hymenoptera, Apidae. The record is from the annotation of a GenBank genome assembly.
AUGUAUUGGCUUUGUCUGGCGGCAUUAGCUGCGGCUGCGGCAGCGCAAAGCUCUUACGACUUAGAACCAAGAGUUUCUUUCCCGGGUAAAUCAUCCAGUUUAGGGCCACUGUACUCGUCUGGCCUUGGCGGUGGUCAAGGUUUCCGCGAUAACAGCUACGAGGAUAACAUUGUAACGCCUACGCCUUCCCCGACGCCUGCCUACAGAAAUCCCAGCAGUCAAUCAUCCGUAAGCAACAACAAUGAGGUUGAAGAAUUAGAAGAGAAAGAAGAGCCCGAUCGUUUGACUCUUCUUUUGCCACAAAGUAAAUUUGAUUGUGUGAACAAGCAAACGGGCUAUUAUGCUGAUGAAGAUCUUAAUUGUGAGGUCUUCCAUUAUUGUCAAGAUAACGCGAGACACUCUUGGAUCUGUCCCGAAGGAUUUACAUUCCAUCAGGUUCACCUGAUUUGUAUGCCCCCGAGCGGUGACAUUAGUUGCAAGAAGAGCUCGCAGUAUCAUUUCGUCAACGAGUACCUCUACAAACCAUUGAACUUGGCUGAAGCUGAGACCAAGCCUAACGUAACCUUGAGAUACAGUGAAAGAUUUUUCCCCGCAGACAUUCACCCGGACGAGCGCGAAGUUGGUGACUAUCAGAUCACUCCCUCUGCGCCUAUUCGCCGUCCUACUCCGCCUGUGUACGCCCAAUCAGCCACGUUGAACAGCAUCCCGUCGUCGGCGCGUCCACAACCAACGGGUCUUCCUCAAUUUCGCUUACCAGUGAACCAAGUUUUUCGUAGCCCCGAGGAAGUCAACAUCCCUCUUCAACAUAGACGACCGCAACCUCAACACCAGACACCUGUGAGAAGAUUCCCUCAAGUACGGCCUGAUGACGAAGAGUAUGAAUAAAUUUCAAUCGGCAUUUUUGAUAAUUAUCACUCAUCGUCGCAAUCAUCAUCACAUUUUUUUUGUCAUUAAUUAUAUUACAUCUGGUGUCAUCAUACAUCUUACGUUGAAAUUACAAGAAAAAAACUACAUUUUGGAAUAAUUAUUAUAUUUAUUCGAAUAAAGUAUAGUUGUAGUCCUAUAAAUUAA